This is a messenger RNA of Papaver somniferum (opium poppy), 4006 nucleotides long. Its product is annotated as F-box protein At3g07870-like. Gene Ontology annotation, molecular function: protein binding. The record is from RefSeq and is a predicted model, not a curated record. Bases 124 to 1326 code for a protein of 400 amino acids. The transcript is spliced from 3 exons. Lineage: Eukaryota; Viridiplantae; Streptophyta; Magnoliopsida; Ranunculales; Papaveraceae.
UCGGUCGGUCACUCACUCCUCGUCUCCACAGCAAAAUCCAUUUCAUCUCAAAAACCUAAUCUCUUCUUCUACUUCUGCCAUUAAUACUGUUAAGAUCAUUUGUUCUACAAUAGGGGGUUUGAAAUGGGCAACUUUAAUAUGCUUCCAGGAGAUAUCAUCUUCAACAUCUUCACACGUUUACCAACAGAAUCAGUUUUAGACUGCAAGUUGGUCUCAAAAUCUUGGAGUAGAGUUAUUAAUCAUCAAUCGUUUUCUCAAUCUCACUUAAAUCACUGCCUUAACAGUCUUGAUUCUGCUGGUAAGUUUACUUUUCUUUUUCUGAAUGACAAUCCAAUCUAUGCAUACAGACAGUUUCAUUAUUUGGAAUUUUAUGAUGAGAAUUCUUCUUCAGAGGAACAACCCUGCCAUAGAGUUACAAGAAUGAAACUAAACCCUGCUCCCUUUAUGUAUUAUGAUUUUGCUGGUUCCUGUAAUGGUUUAGUUUGUCUAAAUGGAUGCCAUGAUAAUGAGAGGGUGAAUUAUGAACCAGUUUAUAUCUGUAAUCCCAUCACCAGAGAAUGUGUGUUUCUCCCGGAAUUUGAGAGAACAGAUGAUCGUGGUCAACAGUUGGAGACUGGAUUCGGUUACGUUUCUUCCACUAAUGAGUACAAGAUUGUUAGAAUGUACAGCUUGUUGAAAGAACCCACUUUUGUACAUGUUGAGGUGUACACACUUGGCGGUAGCAAGGGAUGGAGAAACACAGGGAAGGAAUUCGACAAAGGUCUGGAUUUGUAUAUUAAUACCCACGGUUUGCUUCUGAAUGAAUCUCUUUAUUGGGAGUUUAAAACUGGUGAAGUUGUGGCUUUUGAUUUGGCUAGUGAAACUUUUGCCAGUAUACCUACUGGUUUUCCCACUGAUUUGCAUUUUAAACUUGGGGUUUUGGGGGGUUAUUUGUCGGCUACCCACUAUGAUAAAGAUUCAAAUACUUCUGAUAUAUUGCUAUUGAAGAAGAAGGAGGAGGGUGGGUCAUUGAGUUGGAUUAAAGAAUUCAGUUUAAGCAACACGAAUGCAUAUGAAUCUCUUGCCCUCACGGGUAGGGGUACAGUUUUAUGUCGCUCCACGACGAAGGUCCAAAGAUAUGACCUAAAUUCUUCAUCUUCAAAACUGCUUGUUGAUUUUGGCAGGGAUAAGUGUAUAUUUCAAGCAAUCCCACAUAUGAACACCUUGGUUUCAUUAAAAGCAUUAGGAGAAGAAAAUACAAAAACAAUGGAAAUGGUUGACGUACCAAGAGAGGUAGAUUUUCAAAAUAUAUAUGAUGUGUUGUAUCAAGGGUGUAGGCAGCAGUAGGAAGGAAUGUAUCUGCCCGUGACUACAUUUAAUAUGGUAGUAUUCGUUGUGAAUUUGGGCCUUACAUGUAAAGUACUAUGUCAUGUUUAUCUUCUUUAUUUUUGAGUUUGCAAAUUGGAGUUUAGCUAUCUUCUUUGGCUAUUUGUGCUUCAUUUUCUAUUACUGUCUUUAACGUGAUGCAUAUAUUAUAGCUACUUUUGUGUUUGGUGACUUUUACAGUAGAGUAAGGUUACAACUUAGACGCAUACAGUAUAUCAGCAGUUAGACACUUUAUUCACUAGCAAAUAAGUGCGUGUAUAAAUAGUUGAUACUCCCACUUCACGCCUGCUUAUACAGAACUGUACAUCUGCAAACCCUGUACUUAGGUUCUCUGUUAUUGCUAUUACAUCUUGUUAUUAGUCGUACUGAUAUAUGCUUAUGAACUCAGUGCUUUAGUUAAUGACUUGCAUUCAUCCAACAUUCCAGAUUGGGUUUCAAAUAUGUUAGUACAUCUUGAGCAUCUCUCUUGAUAGCUACUUCUUUCUGUAUGUUUUAAGUUUUCUCUUCUCUUUCACAGUCAAAGCACUUGGGAUAAUUUGCUUCAUCAGAAUGGUUGCAUCUGGUUCUGGACUUUUAGCUGGAAUCAAUUAGCGAAAUACAAGCCUCCUCAAUAUCUAAACGAUUCCGAAUUUUGGUGCAGUUAAGAUAGUUCUUUCUAAAGUGCACGUAUAAAUAGUUGAUACACCUGCUUGACGCCUGCCUGUACGGAACUGUAUGUCUGCAAAUCCUGUACUUAGGUUCCCUAAUAUUGCUAAUACAGACAUACAGUAGAAUAUGUGUUAUUAGUCGUAGUUGUAUAUGAUUACUAACUCAGUGCUUUAGUUAAAGACUUGCAUUUACCUAACUCUUUAGAUUGAUUUCCAAGUGUUGUUGGAGUACAUCUUGAGCAUCUCUUGAAAGCUACUUCUCUCCAUUUGUUUUUCGGUUUUCUCUUUUUUUCAUGGCCAAAACACUUGGAAUAUUUUGCUUCAUCAGAAUGGUUGCAUGUGGUUCUGCACCGUUACCAGCAACCAAUUAGUGCAAUACCAGCCUCCUCAGUAUCCGGAGGAUUCAACUUUCCAUUGAACUUUAGUUUAGUUGUUAGCAUAGUUAUCUAUUCUUUCUACAUAAUCUUCCUCAUAUUUGUUUCAUUUUAGGAUAGAUACAGUGUCUGUCUGGAUCCCACCCAAGCAGAUUUAGAUUUGGGCAUGGUACUACUUCCAUUUGUUGCAGAAGAUUCCACCCCAUCUUAUGCUCCCUUAAGGAAGUUAAUUGGUAUAUUAUAUCUGGUUCUGCAUCCUUGAAAGUUACCUGCAGUUAGAUUAUUCAGUUUGGCGUCUCUGUAUGACGUGGACAUAUGUUCUGGAUCCUACCCAAGCAGUUAUUGCUGAAAAAUUUGGUAAAGGCCAGCGCUGGUUUUAGUCACACACGGUACUGUAUGUGGCUUAAGGUCGAGUCAGAAUUACAACUGCAACUGACUUCUUGUUACUCCCUGAUUCUGGAGCUAGUUUAAAUCUCUCCCAAUUGUGAGACUCAGACGACUACUUAUGAUGCUUUGGGAGUAAAUCUGCAGAUUAGUCUCAGCCCUGGGCAUCUUAUCAAUGGAAAGAGAUUAUUUUUUGCUUCGGGGUACCAUGGAUGAGCUAACAAAAGGCUUAGAAAAGACCUUAGUGAUGUUCGAGGUUGUAACAUUUGAUGCUGGGGAGCAGAAGUACGAUGCUGCCACAUAGUUUGUUAAGCGAGAAGGCGUAAAAAAGCUUCCUAUGAUGCUGAUGAUGUUUAGGAUCAUCAGUUCACUUAUGAAGUCAUGAGUGAAUCUGAAAAGGACAAAAAGAGAGGCAUGGUAAGAGACUUCAUUUCAUCCUCAAAUGCACUUACCUGCAAUGUAGAAUUAGCAACCUUUUAUUUCACUUUGAAGAUCUCAUUAUGUAUUUAGUUGUAAAUUUAGUGAAACUACAAGAGAAUCUGAUUUUAACUGUGGGUAUGUUUCCUGUGGGAGCCAAAACAUAUGGAGAAUGGACUGAUAAUGGAUCACUACCCAAUUAUCCAUUUGCUUACCUGAAGAUAUGUUCAAUCCAUGGUGAGUAUUGCUCUCAGCUCCAACCAGAAGAUCAAACCUUGCCAAUAUCAAGGCUGAAUACUAGUUCAGAAGUUUUGAAUCAAUGCAACAGAAGUCACAAAGAAGGGAUGGAUCUAGUUCGGGUUCUUUUUGUCUUUCUCGAGUAACUUACGGAAACUGAAUAAUAACAAGUGCCCGCAAUGUAAUAGUAGUAUUAUCCAGAGGCGACACUUCUAGGCACAUGAUAAUACUGACUUAUACGGCCACGAGUUUCAUACAGGAUGCAGUCAUCUGGCAUGUUUCUGAGGAAGAUUGUUAUAAUAUUAUUCAUGCCUUCAUGAGAGGGAAGUUACCUUGGAUUUUCUGGUAAAUCUCUCCUUCAGGUUCAAUUUAAAGACUACUUUAGAUGGACCAAUUUCUCAGGAGAUUCCUUGCUAGAAAUGGUGCUGCCCCUUGGCAACUGGGACAACUUGGUCUUUGAAAUAUAAUGUAAAGCUUUAUAGUCCUUCACUCAACGAAUAUUUUAAGUAUUGUUGUUUUUUACCCCCUAUAAGCUGCUUACCAUUUGCAGUAAAUUUUUGUGUUAGUCACCAUUUUGUUGCA